This is a messenger RNA of Aureobasidium musti, 963 nucleotides long. NCBI's taxonomy places the organism in Eukaryota, Fungi, Ascomycota, Dothideomycetes, Dothideales, Saccotheciaceae. The record is from the annotation of a GenBank genome assembly.
AUGUCUUCCCAAUUCACUCUUCAAACUACCCUGCCUCUGCCGAACUCGUCGGUCAAGAUCCCCGCCCUCGGUUUUGGUGUCUACCAGUCGCAUGGUCCUACUUGCAAGAAGUCGUGUUUGACUGCUCUCGAGGCCGGCUACCGUCACAUUGACAGCGCGCAAUACUAUGCCAACGAGCAAUUGGUCGGUGAUGCUGUCAAGGAGUCCAACGUUGACCGCAAGGACGUCUUCAUCACCACCAAGAUCCUGACCCCCGGCAAGGAUGAGGAGGAGACAUACCAAUCACUCGUUGAGAGCGUGAACAAGAUUGAUCAGGGUGGCUAUGUCGACUUGUUCCUAAUCCACAGCCCUAGCUCUGGUCCUCAGGGUAGAAAGAACAUGUGGACUGCUCUUGAGAGACUGUACAAGGAGGGCAAGACCAAGGCUAUUGGAGUCAGCAACUUUGGCAAGGGUCAGAUUGAGGAGCUGAAGUCGUUUGCCAAGGUCUGGCCACCGCAUGUCAACCAGAUUGAGGUAUGUCAAGUUUCAGAUGUACGAUUGGUUUGUGGUUUGCUAACAAGCCUUUCAGNNCUGCACCCCUGGAACCAGCAACGUGUGGCUGUUGAGUACUGUCAAGCCAACAACAUUAUCGUUGAAGCCUACUGCCCCCUGGUUCGCAACCAGAAGGCCGAUGACCCCACGCUGAACUCGCUGUCUCAAAAGUACAAGAAGUCAACCGGUCAAGUUUUGAUCCGUUACUGCUUGCAAAAGGGAUGGGUGAGUUGUUACAAAUAUCUGUUUCUCGAUUCAAAAAGCGAUGCUGACAUGCUUCUCAGGNUCCCUCUCCCCAAGAGCGACACCCCCAGCAGAAUCAAGGACAACGCCGACAUCUACGACUUUGAGAUUAGCAAGGAGGACAUGAGCAAACUUGACGAUCUAGACCAGGGCGCUGCAGGUGCCAUCGUUCAAGCCGUAGACAACUAG